GUCAUAGGUAGGCGUGGUCCGUCCUGCUACUUCUUUCUGGAGCAGCUGGUCAUGGCUUCCUGGGCCGACGGGGUGCGGGCAGUGCUGCUGGACGUCUGCGGUGUCCUGUAUGACAGCGGGGGCUCGGCAGGCGGCGCCGCCAUUCCCGGCUCCAUAGAGGCCGUCAACAGGAUCCGGCAAGAUGGUUUGAAGUUGCGAUUCUGCACAAAUGAGUCUCAGGCCACGAGGGCUCAGUUUGUCCGUAAACUGCAGAAGUUUGGCUUCAACAUAUCAGAAGACGAAGUAACGGCUCCGGGCCCCGCUGCAAGAAAACUGAUGCAGGAACAGGGAUUGCGCCCUCACUUACUGGUCCAUGAUGAUCUGCUCCCUGAAUUUGACUCCAUUGAUAAAUCCGAACCCAACUGUGUUGUGAUUGGAGACGCUGCCGAAAACUUCUCCUACCAGAACGUCAACCGAGCCUUUCAAGUGUUACUUGGCCUGGAGAAACCCGUGCUCAUAUCUUUAGGGAAAGGACGCUAUUAUAAGGAAACUGACGGCUUGAAGUUAGACGUGGGGGCCUACAUGAAAGCUCUGGAGUACGCCUGCGAUAUCACAGCGGAGGUUGUGGGAAAGCCAUCCAAGAACUUCUUUAUGUCUGCACUGGCAGAGAUGGGAGUGCAACCACAUGAGGCCGUAAUGGUUGGAGAUGACGUGGUUAAUGAUAUCGGAGGGGCACAAAGCUGUGGCAUUCGAGGCGUGCUCGUCAGAACAGGGAAAUACAGGCCUAGUGAUGAAAGCCAUCCCCAAGUGACUGCUGAUGGAUAUGUGGAUAACUUGGCCCACGCUGUCGAUAACCUCCUGGCCUCUAGGACAACUGGACAGUGACCCCACUGUGUUCUUUAAAGGGGUUUUCUAGGAUUACUAUGUCUUUUAAUAAAUAUGCUCAUGUGUUUGCUUACCUUAAAUACAUCUAUCCCAUGCUUUU
Messenger RNA from Bufo bufo (common toad), 964 nucleotides. RefSeq names its product phospholysine phosphohistidine inorganic pyrophosphate phosphatase (gene LHPP). Gene Ontology annotation, cellular component: cytosol. The transcript has 7 exons. The coding region runs from base 52 to 864 and encodes 270 amino acids. Gene Ontology annotation, biological process: dephosphorylation. The record is from RefSeq and is a predicted model, not a curated record. Lineage: Eukaryota; Metazoa; Chordata; Amphibia; Anura; Bufonidae. Gene Ontology annotation, molecular function: phosphatase activity; inorganic diphosphate phosphatase activity.